Messenger RNA from Nanorana parkeri, 579 nucleotides. RefSeq names its product chromosome unknown C1orf194 homolog (gene CFAP276). The transcript has 5 exons. The record is from RefSeq and is a predicted model, not a curated record. Bases 49 to 540 code for a protein of 163 amino acids. Lineage: Eukaryota; Metazoa; Chordata; Amphibia; Anura; Dicroglossidae.
UGACUGAUCCUGUCCGCACUAGUCUGCACCAAGAACUUGCUUCACAUCAUGCCACCUACAAGAGACCCGUUUCCUUAUCCCAAAUAUGAAAAUGACAACUCCUUCCAGGGAAAAGGACAGAGUUUAUGUUACCAAAAAUCAUUAGUUUUGACGCAAGGUGAAACUCCCUGGAACCGACUUCAUGCAACUCCCACCCUAUCAAGUGCAAGAAGGUCUGCCUAUUACAAUGACCCUGAGUCUGGAGCUGACAGUUUAGACUUCAAUUUAAAGGCCACGUACAACCAUCAUAACAGCCUCUUGAAGAACCGUAACGAGACGCUAUUCCAGUUGGAGACAUUCACAGACAACCACGGAAGGAUUUUGAAGAACCAGGUCAAAGAAUUAUCCACUUCCCAGGAGGAAAAUACAGGGUUUAGACAGUGGGUGAGUCCACAGAAGAUCAGCGUGUACAGCAUUGAAGGAGCCAUUACGAGUCAUCACUCAGCUGCAACUAAUCGUGGCUACUCUCGGAAAAAAGAUGGUGGAUACUACAGCAUCUAACUAGAAGCACUCUACUGUUUAAUUAAAAAAAAAAAUGGU